Aspergillus wentii DTO 134E9 is the source of this 1113-nucleotide messenger RNA. Its product is annotated as putative integral membrane protein Pth11-like. The record is from RefSeq and is a predicted model, not a curated record. NCBI's taxonomy places the organism in Eukaryota, Fungi, Ascomycota, Eurotiomycetes, Eurotiales, Aspergillaceae. The transcript has 6 exons. The coding region runs from base 1 to 1113 and encodes 370 amino acids.
AUGGCCAGUUCGCAGGGCCCCGUGGUCUCGGGCAUUGCCAUCGCCUUUGCCGUUCUCACCUUUAUUGUGAUUUGUCUUCGACUCUUUGCGCGCAUUUAUGUGCUGGGAAAGAUGGGUCUGGAUGACUAUUUGAUUAUCGGUGCUUGUCUCUUCUCGUGGGCGUUUAUUGCUGCGACUCUUGUUGCCGUCAAGAAUGGCCUAGGAAAACAUAUCGACGACGCCGACCCAAAUCUCCUCAUCACUUAUGCUUUUGCUGUCUGGCUCAGUUCCAUGUUCUACCUGGCCUGUCUCGGAUUCGUCAAGACCUCGGUGCUCUGUUUCUACAUGCGACUGGGAGAUCGCACUCUGACCCGGAUGUCGUAUGUCAUGAUGGGCGUCAUCACCGUCCAGGCCGUCUCGUUCGUCUUGACUGCCGCCUUUCAGUGCUCGCCCAUCCACGACGCAUGGACCGGUGCGACGCCAGAGAGCAAAUGCAUCAACAUCAACGUCUUCUAUCUGGCCAACGCGGCGCUCAACAUCUUCACUGAUCUGCUCACCUACACUCUCCCGAUCAGAGUCAUUCUCAAGCUUCAAAUCCCGCGGAAACAAAAAAUUGCGCUGGCCUUCAUUCUCUGUCUGGGUCUAUUCGCCUGUGUCUCGUCCAUCAUCCGAAUCACCUAUAUCCCCGCGAUGCUCUCAUCCUCCGAUUCCACCUACGCGAUCAGCGGCGCCAUGUACUGGUCCGUCAUCGAGACCAACGUCGGCAUCUUCGCCGCCUCCAUCCCCUCCUUCAAAGCCAUCGCAUCGCGCUUCCUCCCCCAUCUCGUGGGCGAAUACUCGAGCGGACGCAAAUACGGCCCCUGGUCCGGCAACACCGACCCGAAGCGAUACUACGGCUCGGGCUUCUCGAAAGUCCGCGACCAGAACUCGGUUACCCUGCAGACUCUGCGCGGGAAAGACGACGAUCCCGAGGGUGUGAUGGGAACACAGAUCAAUACUGGGUUUGGGGGGGACAAUUCGAGCGAGGAGAGGAUUAUUAUCCCCGAGGGCAAGAUUCUUACCCAGACGCAGAUCUCGACGAAUGUGGAGGUUCAGGAUUAUGACAUUUCGACUUCGCCUGAGCGGCGUCAUUAG